CUAACAACUUCCGCCCCGGAGCGAUCAUUAACGAAGCAAACCCAUUCUCAACCGAAAUUAGGCGGUAUAAUUUAAGAUUUUUAAUAGUUUUAUUCUUCCAAUUGACUAAAUGGUUAUAAGUGGACGAUGUCCGCCGAAACAGAUUGUAAAACUCCAUUGAGGCUUCAUCUCGUGCGAGUUUCGCCGUGUUGUCGAAUGAUCUGGCUGUAUGCACUGCAGCACAAAAUACCUUGCGAAUUAACAGACGUUAAUGUCUUUAACGGAGAACACCGUGAGCCGAAGUUCGUGGCGAUGAAUCCACACGAAGAAGUUCCGAUACUGACAGAUGGAAGCACAACGGUUUUUGGAGGGAUAGCGAUACUACGUUACUUUGCUCAGAAAUACACAGACUUUGCCGGCUGGGGAAAAACAAGCGAAGACCGCUACAGGGUGCAUUCAGUUCUAGACUGGGCCAGCUCCAAGUUGUUAGAUGUUCUAGGCUACAAAUACGUGUAUCCUCAGUUGCUGGAAAGAUAUCACCUUCCGAACGAGGCCGCCACAGAGGAACUAGUCGAUAAAGGAUUGUCAGAGGCCAGUGAACUCCUAGAAGCCUUAGAGAACUACUAUCUUGGAGACAAUCCAUUCUUGUGCGGAUCUGAACUAACUGUGGCUGAUAGUUACGUUGCAACCAUCCUAUGUCAGGCAGAGUGGGUUGACUUUGACUUCAAACUCUGGCCCAGGCUCUGGGAGUGGCUAACGAGGGUCAAAGGUCAAGAACAUUGGCGCGAGGUGCAUUCUACGCAUGACGAGUUCCUCCAGAAGCUUAAGAAAGAUCACUCCAUUGAAAGUGACUCGUCUUGAAGCAGCUCAAUAUACUAACUGCAUUUACAACGUCUUAAUGUUCAACGACAAUCAUAGCGUAGGAAGUUUCCACCGUCCAACAGAAAAAGUAGGUGCACACUGCGUACGUGUGUCUAGUACAAAUUGAAAUAACUGUAUUAGUAAAUAAUUACAUGCUUACAGCCUUUCUGCACUUUCAGUCUGUUUCAAGGGUAUGCUGAAUAGAUAUCAAUGGGUGCAUAAGUUAACCAAAGAGCAGUAGUUUUCAAAGAAUUUUUCUGCAUAAACUAUGUAACAGUUAGAAUAAGAUUUCGGAGUUUUCUAAGCAAAUCGAUCCACGGGAGGGUUUCUAAACUAAUCAGAUUAUGACUACCAAAGAACAGAAUUUUGCAAAUAUUUAAGAAAUAGCAAAUAUAAUUUUAAAAUAAGAUCAGUUUAUGGGAACGGAAAUAACGGAAAGAUAUCAACACGGGGAUUUCCGUAAUAUAUUUAAUUCUGUAAACCAAAGAAAGAUACAAUCUGGGUACAAUUCGCGAUGGCAUUCCGAUUAUAUUUGAAGCAUUACCAUAUCAGACAUAGAAAAUAAAAUGGAUGCACGAAUCACAAAAGGUCAAUUGUAGAUGUGAAAUGUGAGCGCGUAUGAUCGGAACUCUAUUCUGUAUCAAUAAAUUACAAAAGACUGGUUUACUCUCCGAAAUAAUCUUGCUUCGCCACCUCAGGCUCUCCUUAAGAUACGACAAUAAACAAAACGCAUGGUUUCUACGACGAUAAGCUUUCUCGUAACGUUUGCUUUUUCGAAUUCAAUUGGUUCCGAAUAUCUCAAGGAGUUUCGCUCAUCAAAAGAAAUUUCCGACUUAUCACAUCAGGUCCUACGACAAAAUAUCGAUGUCGCCACGCCACCUCACUCGUGUUACGCGAUUACCUCAUGUAAGCCUGUCAUGUACGGUAAACUUCAAAUAAACUAUAACAGCAUUACGUCAUUUGUUGACGCACCUACUGAAUCCUUUACUGCUCUUGCAAGGUGUCUGGUUGCUUCGCACUAGACACGAAAACUAACUUGUGAAAGAUAGAUGCCACGCCGCAUUUUUUGUUUUGUUCUUCUUUCGUUUGUUUUGAUUAAUCAUUAUCUAUCUUAGCCCGACAGUUAGAGAAUUCUGUGGUCUUCUCUCCCUGAUAUACCUCAGUAGAAUGCCUUCUCAUUGAGAGUGCCUUUUGGGGGAUUGGCACGGGACAAUGGGCUCAGAGUAACACGGUCAGAAAAAAAAUGCUCAUAUUAACUUACUUGCAGUAAGUUUAUUUGGUGGAUGUAUGCGAAAUAAUACAUUAAAACGAUGAAGUACGUUUAAAAUCCUAAUUAAAUGCUAUCACUUAAUAUCUAUCCAUAUUUGAAAUAAAAGAGAGAUCUCUGAAUAUGUGAAGGCUACCUGGCUGAAAUGGUUUAUAUGCAAUAGGAGACGAGGAAAACUUUCUUCAGCCUUUGUAGGAUUAUGCUAAAUACUAUGAAAUUACAAGGUGCACCCUUAGGGUAUAUCUGUGGUGUGCUUUUUUU
Pocillopora verrucosa is the source of this 2368-nucleotide messenger RNA. Its product is annotated as glutathione S-transferase theta-1-like. Gene Ontology annotation, cellular component: cytoplasm. Lineage: Eukaryota; Metazoa; Cnidaria; Anthozoa; Scleractinia; Pocilloporidae. Gene Ontology annotation, biological process: glutathione metabolic process. Gene Ontology annotation, molecular function: glutathione transferase activity. The record is from RefSeq and is a predicted model, not a curated record.